GGGGCCGGAGGAGGCGGCAGGUGACGGCGGCGGGCUGAGCGGCGCGAGCCGGCCGGCCCGGCGGUUUGCAGGGAAGCUGAAACACUGUAGUGUACCGUUCGGCAGGAUAAGUAAGGAAUGAGCCAGCCUUGGGAAAGAGGACCUGCCAUCCUAGCUGGAGACAUCUGAAGAGAGGACAUUUUAGUCUUGUGGCAUGCUUCAGUAGAAAUUAUUCAGAAAAAGAUGGCUGGCUGUGGCGAAAUAGAUCAUUCGAUCAACAUGCUACCCACAAAUAGGAAGACAAAUGAGUCAUGUGCUAACACAGCACCUUCCCUGACAGUCCCUGAAUGUGCUAUCUGUCUGCAAACGUGUGUCCAUCCAGUAAGUCUGCCUUGUAAACACGUUUUCUGCUAUCUGUGUGUGAAGGGAGCUUCUUGGCUUGGGAAACGAUGUGCACUCUGCCGGCAGGAGAUUCCAGAGGAUUUUCUUGACAAGCCAACCUUAUUGUCACCAGAAGAACUCAAAGCGGCAAGCAGAGGCAAUGGAGAAUAUGCUUGGUACUAUGAAGGUAGAAAUGGUUGGUGGCAGUAUGAUGAACGUACCAGCAGAGAGCUGGAAGAUGCCUUUUCCAAGGGUAAAAAGAGCACUGAAAUGUUAAUCGCUGGGUUUUUAUACAUAGCAGAUCUGGAAAAUAUGGUUCAGUAUAGGAGAAACGAGCACGGACGCCGCCGAAAAAUAAAACGGGACAUAAUAGAUAUACCAAAGAAGGGAGUGGCUGGGCUGAGGUUGGACUGUGAUGCUAACACUGUCAACCUGGCAAGAGAGAGCUCCGCUGAUGGUGCAGACAGCACACCGACUCCAGGGGCUGCAGCUGUGCAGCCUCUAGCAUCCAUUUCUGCUAGGCCCCUGCCGUCGCUAGAUGGUCAGCUGAUGAGUCCUUCAACGCCAUCACCAGAUGCAAGCAAUUCUCUAGAGAACUCUUUUGCACACUUACAAAUAAAUGGAGACAGUAUGGCUGAAAGGAGUCAUAGGGGAGAGGGAGAAGAAGACCAUGAAUCAUCAUCUUCUGGUAGGGUGCCAGCCCCUGACACCUCUGUUGAGGAGACCGAAUCGGAUGCUAGCAGCGAUAGCGAGGAGGUGUCUGCCCACCUUCAGCAACGCCUGGCCUCUGUCCAGCAGAGACACUUGAAUGCAACCGUGAGCCAGUCAGGAGCAGAUAGACCAGUGGCAGGGGGUGGGGUGGUAAACACAAGCGUAAGAUCUAGAAGGCCAGAUGGACAGUGCACAGUCACUGAAGUUUAAAUCUAGAGCCAUGCGAUUAAAAACUCAGUCCUGUAUCUGUAAAUUUUCUGUCCACGUUGGCAUUGCACUCAAACCUAGCAGUGUGUU
This is a messenger RNA of Gymnogyps californianus (California condor), 1368 nucleotides long. RefSeq names its product ring finger protein 146 (gene RNF146). The coding region runs from base 223 to 1281 and encodes 352 amino acids. Gene Ontology annotation, molecular function: zinc ion binding; poly-ADP-D-ribose binding; ubiquitin protein ligase activity. Gene Ontology annotation, biological process: ubiquitin-dependent protein catabolic process; Wnt signaling pathway. Gene Ontology annotation, cellular component: cytoplasm; nucleus. The transcript has 3 exons. The record is from RefSeq and is a predicted model, not a curated record. NCBI's taxonomy places the organism in Eukaryota, Metazoa, Chordata, Aves, Accipitriformes, Cathartidae.